Frankliniella occidentalis (western flower thrips) is the source of this 2207-nucleotide messenger RNA. RefSeq lists its product as uncharacterized. The record is from RefSeq and is a predicted model, not a curated record. Lineage: Eukaryota; Metazoa; Arthropoda; Insecta; Thysanoptera; Thripidae. The coding region runs from base 38 to 2080 and encodes 680 amino acids. Gene Ontology annotation, biological process: proteolysis. Gene Ontology annotation, molecular function: serine-type endopeptidase activity. The transcript is spliced from 13 exons.
UCCUUAGCGCCAAGCUGGGUAGCGGUUGUUCCGCACGAUGAAAAAAGUUUCUUGUAUUACAAGACCGUGUCUUGGAUCUUAUGAAGAACGCAAAUGGCACCCAAGACCGGGUCUUGCAAUACAAGAAACUAUUUUCACCGUUGUGGUUUGUCCCCGGCCGAGUAGGUGGUGCGUGAGCAGCUUCGCCAUGAGUAGUCCAGCUCUAACGCUCCUCCUUCUUCGGUGGCAGUCCAGUCUACGCAACAAACCAACCCAACCUUGGCUUCAGCGUGCCAAUUCUCGUCUUAGGCGCAGCAAGUGGUCCCAGGCUCUGAUACUGGCGUGGAUGGUGCGCUGUGCAGCCGACAUGGUCUUGGCACGGGACGCUGAGGCUAUCCGCGUCCCCCUGCGAUACUUUACUGGCAUGUAUGCGUGCGUGUUUGUUGUCCGCUUCUUUCGUCGCCGUGGUUCGAAAUGCAGUGCCAUAUUAUUUCAACUUGCUACUGCUUCUGCCCAGCUAGAGGAGACUGGCUGCCCAGAGACUAAGGAGCUACUAGUACGGUCUGCUCGGAUUUUAAGGUGGACUGGGGUAUUUUACACCGUUUUCAGGACAACGCAGAUCUUCGGCGUCAUUCAAUCGUCCGUCGUAUACCACAGCGACUCAGCGGCUGCAGCAAAACUAGACUCGUAUAGCUCUAACCUAACCACCAUCGUUUACAUACUCAAUGCGACUGCUAUGGUGGUCGGCCUCGUGGCCUUCUAUCAGAUGCAGACACUUGUCUACGUUCUCUUCGGCUCGUGCGCCGUGCUGUGGCGUGCCCUCGGCUAUGAGUGCGAGCGAAGCACUGCAGGUGGCAGCGGGCCUCUCUGUCGGCUAGCGGCUUUGCACGCGUUGCUGCUCCAGGCAGCUCGUAGCUCACGGCUGCUUCUAGCCGGGCUGCUAUUUCAGUGGCUACCCGUCAUCCUGGUGCUGCCGCUCCUAGCGACGGUCGAGCUCAUUGUGGCCUUCAAGGUGGACCUUCUGGCACUCACUUGCUUCACCGUCAUUGGUACAAUCUUCGUACCUGUCUGCAUCACAGGUGGAGGGCAGUUUGCAUCGCCAAGCGAUAGCUGGUGCGCACCCGGGAUUCUGCUGGCCAUUGCUUUGCUGACGUGGGCGGUCACGUGCAAUGCAGAUGUUCUCCCUACUCAGGCACCAGCUGAGGGUCAUCCUGUCACAGAACACCCUGCUCCGGUUAUUGCAUUCUCUCAGAAGGCUGACUCGCAGAACGUCUCUUCCACCACGAAGGAUGACGAAACCAACAGGGCGGGCGAUAACCUUAGUCAGGAUGGUGAUGGUGCUGGCAGUGGUCACUUUGAUUGCGGAAGCAAAGAUAGAGUCAAGUUUCGCAGUCCUCACUCCCGGAUAGUAAAUGGAGAGGACGUGGAAAUCACGGAAGUGCCGUAUCAAGUGGCGCUGGAGUACUCUUCGCGCUUCACGUGUGGGGGCAGCGUGAUCUCUGAGUGGUGGGUGCUGACCGCAGCGCACUGCUUCGAAAGGCCAUACCAAGCGACUGCUAGUCGUUGGCGCGUCCGCCUCGGCACAACGUACCGUCAGAAGGGCGGGCGCCUGCUCAGGGUGCAGCGGGUGGCCAGGCACCCUCGCUACCACGGCCGCGGGUGGGAUGUGGCCCUCGUGAGCCUCGCAGACCGCGCCGCUUUCAGCAGUGCUGUCCAGCCUGUGCGCCUCAGCUCCAGGAGCGACGCGGAUCCAGCCUCGGGUGCAGCCAUGACCAUCUCCGGAUGGGGAGCUACACAGUUUGAGUCGACUUUCUUACCCGACAAACUGAAGAGAGCCAAAGUGCAAAUCAUCGACCGGAGGAGCUGCUCAGCCGCAUACGACGAGAUCCAUCUUGGCCCUGUUCGACUGGACGAGCUCUGCGCGGGUGGCAACAAAAAGGAUUCGUGCCAGGGUGACAGCGGUGGAGCAAUGGUCGAUUCCAGUGGUGUGCAGGUAGGCAUCGUGUCUUGGGGUGAGGGCUGCGCGACUUUUCCGGGCGUGUACACCAAAGUUGGCAGUGUGGACAUCCGCGACUUCAUUCUUAAGACUUCUGGAGUUUAAUAAAAGGACCCCAAAUGCGGAUUCAUGAGUUACGGUCUGCCUGAUUGUGAUAUUUUGACCGCACUUACUGGUACUUGCUUAAGCUACUUUUAACGUUUAAACCACUAAAUACAUAUUUUUGACAUUA